This is a messenger RNA of Trichomonas vaginalis G3, 338 nucleotides long. Its product is annotated as protein of unknown function, DUF4106 family. NCBI's taxonomy places the organism in Eukaryota, Parabasalia, Trichomonadida, Trichomonadidae. The transcript has a single exon. The annotation marks the transcript as partial. The record is from RefSeq and is a predicted model, not a curated record.
AUGCAGAGAAUAUUAGAGAAGAAACACUUCAGAAACAAACAGAAAGAGAUAGAAUACAUUUCGAAGAAAUUGCAAUCUUACGAUUGGAAGACAUACCCUCAUAGAUGUCUUCUUAUCUUAGAUGACUUUGCUUCUCAUCCUUUGUUAAAGAACAGAGAACAAGACAUGUGUCGAAUUCUUAAGAAGCUCAGACACUUUAACAUCUCAGUCGUAAUAUGUGUACAGACAGCAAAGAGUUUAAGUAAGGAUGUUAAAAGAAUACUUACUGACAUUAUACUUUUCCCCGGAUUGUCCGAAGACGAUUUCAUGGAACUUAUGAAAGAGUCCAUGGCAGGUAA